AAGAAAGUUUAAAUGGCUAUUUCAUUGACUUUGUAAAAAAAUGUUAUGGUUGUAAUUGGUACCGUUACCGUUGUUCCUGCAGAGGUUCGAAUUCAGAUGGAGGGAGGAUCUCGCUAGACUGAACACUCUUAUGUCAGAUCAGCGGGCAAGUGAGAUUACGCCACCAAGCUCUCGUAAACUAACCCCAACAACAAAGGGCCCUCGAAGAAGAUUCACAUGGAAUCAUGAGCAACAGACGCCGUUUACGUCUUGGUCACGAAAUUACGCUCAACAGCAUUCUUCUCAACCAACUCAAUUCAAUGUAUGAGAGGAGGGGCAAACCGCCAGCGUCCACCUGUGCUUCCUGUAAAAUACGUCAAAAAGUAAUAGGGGGGGAAAAUUUGUCCCGCCAUGUUCCUCGUGGGCAGAGAUGCCCAGGAUAACGAGGAUGUGGAGAUGAGCUUAUGAUUGUUGCCCAUGGCUCAGGGGUAUAAAUAUCGGGAUAACAUUUCAAACUUCACAUCAAUUGUCAACUUGACUCAACAACGGCAACACCUCACAGAUCCUUUUCCGGAAACAUGAAGUUCUUCAUUGUGCUCGCUGCUGUGGCUUUGGCCAAUGGCGAUAUCAUUCGUGGUCGUGGUGAACGACAAGGUCGUCAAUCCAACAAUGCCGUCAAUGGCGGUGUUGACUUCAGCGGCUGCCAGAACGACCCCGAGACCGGCCUUUGUUGUGUGGAAAAAGAGGAGACCGUGACCUCCAUCCAGAAGGAUCCCAUUCUUGAAUGCACCCACAAGAAUGUGGAGAAGUGUCACUACACUUAUGUGACGGAAUUCUCGCCCGCUCAAGAAGAGGUUUGUGAAGAGAACUUUGAAAAGUCUUGCCAGAUCACGUUCAAGCAACAAGCCAUUGAGGAGCAAGUGAAGAAAUGCUACCGUCCUUUGGAGAAGAUUUGCAAUGGUCAAGGACCCGAGGAGUGCCGUACUGUCUACGAGUCCUCUUGUACCACCAAGUACGUUGAGAAGCAAGCCGGCAAGUUCGUGGGCGACACCAAGUGCGAGAAGCUCCCCAUUGAGAUUUGCGGUGCCGGUUGCGUGACUGAGGAGGGUCCCGAGGAGUGCCACGACAAGACCAUCACGUCCUUGUUGGAUGUGCCCGAGGAGGUGUGCGACUUGAACCCCCAGAAGACUUGCCGCCUGCAAACCAAGUUGGUGCCCUCUCUCAAGCCUGAACACGAAUGUACCAUUAUCCCUCAAGAGAUCUGUAACCUGAAAUUCACCUCCCCUCAACAAGUGGAGAAGCCUUUGAAGACCAAGUGGUGUUUGGACCCUAGUGCCCCUGUUCCCGACCAGACCUACGAUGAGGCCAAUGCUGGUGCCGCUCCUCUUGGCCGAAAAUAAUCAAAAUCCACAAGUUAUCCGGGAAUGGACUAAUCACUGUUGGUCUGUGCCUGGCAGCCACUAUUUUGCCAUACUAUUUUGCCAUUAUCGUAUUUAAUUUAUCCAUUUAAUUUAUUGUGAUAAAUAAAAAAUGUACU
This is a messenger RNA of Tigriopus californicus, 1516 nucleotides long. RefSeq lists its product as uncharacterized. Lineage: Eukaryota; Metazoa; Arthropoda; Copepoda; Harpacticoida; Harpacticidae. The record is from RefSeq and is a predicted model, not a curated record. The transcript is spliced from 2 exons. Bases 558 to 1379 code for a protein of 273 amino acids.